Molecule: messenger RNA, 645 nt
Organism: Mus pahari (shrew mouse)
Lineage: Eukaryota; Metazoa; Chordata; Mammalia; Rodentia; Muridae
Gene: Ccdc169
Product: coiled-coil domain containing 169
Exons: 8
Coding region: 1-645 (214 amino acids)
Source: RefSeq, a predicted model, not a curated record
AUGGGAGAGGACCACGGAGACACUUUUGAGGGAUUGAGCACAGACCGCCUGAAGCUGGAGCUGCUGGAGGAGAUCCACAUGAAGGAUGUCGUGCAGCUCUCCACACUUGAGAUACGGCAUAAGAUAGCAGAGCUGGAGGCCAACCUCAACGGUGACCUUGCAGGCAGUGAGUGGAAAACCCGGUACGAGACCCAGCUGGAGCUGAAUGACCAAUUGGAGAAGCAAAUCGUGUCUCUGAAAGAGAAAAUGGAAAAGAUCCGUGGAAACCCUUCAGAUCGACUGUCUUCCAUUCGUGUCUAUGAGAAGAUGCCGGUGGAAUCUUUAAAUGUAUUACUUAAACAACUAGAAAAAGAAAAACGGAGUCUCGAAAACCAAGUGAAAGACUAUGCGUUUAGACUGGAGCAGGAGUCAAAGGCGUAUCACAGGACCAACAAUGAGCGCCGUUCCUACAUCGCCGAAAUGACUCAGGUUUCUGGCUUAAAUCAAGUAUCCAAGAGGCAACAGGUGGACCCGCUGCCUAGAAUGAAGGAAAGUCCCGUGAAAACUGGAAGACACAAUUCCAUGAAUCAGAGGACAACAAAUGCCAAGAAAGGACCAGUUAAAAAGGUCUCAAGAUCAAACCAUCUUCCAAAACUCAACCCGUGA